This is a messenger RNA of Beta vulgaris subsp. vulgaris (sugar beet), 1221 nucleotides long. RefSeq lists its product as uncharacterized. NCBI's taxonomy places the organism in Eukaryota, Viridiplantae, Streptophyta, Magnoliopsida, Caryophyllales, Amaranthaceae. The transcript has a single exon. The record is from RefSeq and is a predicted model, not a curated record. Bases 1 to 1221 code for a protein of 406 amino acids. Gene Ontology annotation, molecular function: nucleic acid binding; RNA-DNA hybrid ribonuclease activity.
AUGAAUGGCAGUGGUGCUUCACUUGGUCAAGGCCCGUCAGAUCCCGCAAUAACUUUGAAAGGGUACUACGUACUGCAAAAAAGACUUGAAGGAGUCCAUCUAUUCCCAGAAGGAGUAGACUCUCUAAUAUGGACUCCUCAAAAAACCGGGAUUUUUUCAAUAAAAUCUGCGUGCCUAGAGCUGGCGAAAGCAUCCCCCCACUUAAUGCCGGACCCCAUUAAGGGUAUUUGGAAGGGACUAAUCCCCCCUCGCAUAGAAAUGUUCGCAUGGCUCGCUUUACUAGGCAAGAUCAAUACCAAGGAUAAAUUGGCUCGGAUGGGUAUCAUUAGAGAGGAUGAAAAUCUGUGUGUCCUUUGCGAAUCUUCACCGGAAAAUUACAACCAUCUGCUACUUCACUGUCCUUUUUCUUGGAAAGUGUGGAAUUCAUGGCUUUCUAUAUGGAACUUGAAAUGGACCUUCCCCCCUACUAUUCGCGAAGCAUUUGAUCAAUGGAAAUUUAUCAACAAAGGCUGUUUCUUCAAAAAGGUGUGGGCCGCAAUUUUUUUCAUCCUCAUAUGGACAAUCUGGAAGGAGAGGAACGCAAGAAUUUUCAAUAAUAUUUCAUGUUCACCAAGCCAGAUUUUUGAGCUUGCUCUACUUCGCCUCCGGUGGUGGAUAAGCGGAUGGACGGAACGUUUUCCAUACUCUUUCAAUGACAUCCUUCACAAUCCCUCUUGCUUAAUGUGGGUUGAUUCAUCAAGUGCUUUAACAACACCAAAGCCGCCGAAGCAAAUAAUUCACUGGGAACCUCCUCCGGAAGAUCAUCAAAAAUGGAAUGUGGAUGCAUCGGUUUUUAACUCACCUCACAGGGCAGCAAUUGGAGGGGUCCUCCGCAACAGCAAGGGUAAUUUUACAUGUAUGUUUUCAUCCCCCAUCCCGCCCAUUGAAAUCAAUUAUGCUGAAGUUCUCGCCAUACACCGCGCCAUCCAAAUCUCUCUCAGAUCUCAACCCACACCAAACCAUCCGAUCUUGAUCGAAUCGGACUCACACAAUGCAGUUAAGUGGUCAAAUGAUGAUAAUGGCGGCCCUUGGAAUUUGAACUUCCAACUCAAUUUCAUUAGAAGGGCCAUAAAAGGGGGUAAGGUUCGAAUUAUUCACAGGGGUAGGGGCUCCAAUAUUGUGGCAGAUCUGCUGGCAAAACAAGGGCAUACAAGGUCGGAUGAAUUCAUAGCGUGGAUCUAA